Condylura cristata (star-nosed mole) is the source of this 4821-nucleotide messenger RNA. It is a transcript of the gene SCYL2, whose product is annotated as SCY1-like 2 (S. cerevisiae). Gene Ontology annotation, molecular function: protein kinase activity; ATP binding. The transcript has 19 exons. The coding region runs from base 252 to 3062 and encodes 936 amino acids. Gene Ontology annotation, biological process: protein phosphorylation. Lineage: Eukaryota; Metazoa; Chordata; Mammalia; Eulipotyphla; Talpidae. The record is from RefSeq and is a predicted model, not a curated record.
UUUCGGUCCUCUUCCCCCUCCUUUACUCUUCCUCCCCAGUCCCUCCCCGCCCCUCCCCUUUCCCUCCUCCUGCUCUAGCCUUAGAGGCCGCGCGAGUGGAGGAGACUAUGGAGUGAGGUGGCGGCCGCGGCCGGGAGCCGAGGCCGAUCGGAAGCAGCCGCGAGGUGUUUGGGGGGCGGGGGAAACGCCCCUGCACCGCCCCUCCCAGGAAGCGAGGGGAAGAGGUAAUUGUACUACCCAAUAUUGCAGCCAUGGAGUCCAUGCUUAAUAAGUUGAAGAGCACUGUUACAAAAGUAACAGCUGAUGUCACCAGUGCUGUAAUGGGGAAUCCUGUCACUAGAGAAUUUGAUGUUGGUCGACAUAUAGCCAGUGGUGGCAAUGGGCUAGCUUGGAAGAUUUUUAAUGGCACAAAAAAGUCAACAAAGCAGGAAGUGGCUGUUUUUGUCUUUGAUAAAAAACUGAUCGAUAAAUAUCAAAAAUUUGAAAAGGAUCAAAUCAUUGAUUCUCUAAAACGAGGAGUCCAACAGUUAACUCGACUACGACACCCUAGACUUCUUACUGUUCAGCAUCCUUUGGAAGAAUCCAGGGAUUGCUUGGCUUUUUGUACAGAACCAGUUUUUGCCAGUUUAGCCAACGUUCUUGGUAACUGUGAAAAUCUACCCUCAUCUGUAUCUCCAGAUAUUAAGGAUUAUAAACUUUAUGAUGUAGAAACCAAAUAUGGUUUGCUUCAGGUUUCUGAAGGAUUGUCAUUUUUGCAUAGCAGUGUGAAAAUGGUUCAUGGAAAUAUUACACCUGAAAAUAUAAUUUUGAAUAAAAGUGGAGCCUGGAAAAUAAUGGGCUUUGAUUUUUGUGUAUCAUCAACCAACCCUUCUGAACAAGAGCUUAAAUUUCCUUGUAAAGAAUGGGACCCAAAUUUACCAUCAUUGUGUCUUCCAAAUCCUGAAUAUUUGGCUCCGGAAUACAUACUCUCUGUGAGCUGUGAAACAGCCAGUGAUAUGUACUCUUUAGGAACUGUUGUGUAUGCGGUGUUUAAUAAAGGGAAACCUAUAUUUGAAGUCAACAAGCAAGAUAUUUACAAGAGUUUUAGUAGGCAGUUGGAUCAGUUGAGUCGUUUAGGAUCUAAUUCACUUACAAAUAUACCCGAGGAAGUCCGUGAACAUGUAAAACUGCUGUUAAAUGUAACUCCAACUGUAAGGCCAGAUGCAGAUCAAAUGACAAAGAUUCCUUUCUUUGAUGAUGUUGGUGCAGUAACACUGCAGUAUUUUGAUACCUUGUUCCAAAGAGAUAAUCUUCAGAAAUCACAGUUUUUCAAAGGACUGCCAAAGGUUUUACCAAAACUGCCCAAGCGUGUCAUUGUGCAGAGAAUUUUGCCUUGUUUGACUUCAGAAUUUGUAAACCCUGACAUGGUACCUUUCGUCUUGCCCAAUGUUCUGCUGAUUGCCGAAGAAUGCACCAAAGAAGAAUAUGUCAAAUUAAUUCUACCUGAACUUGGCCCUGUCUUUAAACAACAGGAACCAAUCCAGGCUAGCAACAUGAUUUUGUUAAUUUUUUUGCAAAAAAUGGAUUUGCUACUAACCAAAACUCCACCUGAUGAAAUAAAAAAUAGUGUCCUGCCAAUGGUUUACAGAGCACUAGAAGCUCCUUCUAUUCAGAUUCAGGAACUCUGUUUAAACAUCAUUCCAACCUUUGCAAAUCUUAUAGACUAUCCAUCCAUGAAAAAUGCUUUGAUACCAAGAAUUAAAAAUGCAUGUCUACAAACAUCUUCCCUUGCUGUUCGUGUAAAUUCAUUAGUGUGCUUAGGAAAGAUUUUGGAGUACUUGGAUAAAUGGUUUGUGCUUGAUGAUAUCUUACCCUUCCUACAACAGAUACCAUCCAAGGAACCUGCGGUCCUUAUGGGAAUCUUAGGUAUUUACAAAUGUACUUUUACUCAUAAGAAACUAGGAAUCACCAAAGAGCAGCUGGCUGGAAAAGUACUGCCUCAUUUGAUUCCCCUGAGUAUUGAAAACAAUCUUAAUCUCAAUCAGUUCAAUUCUUUCAUCUCCGUCAUAAAAGAGAUGCUUAGUAGAUUGGAGUCUGAGCAUAAGACCAAACUGGAGCAGCUUCAUAUAAUGCAAGAACAACAGAAGUCUUUGGACAUAGGAAAUCAAGUGAAUGCUUCUGAAGAGACAAAAGUGACAAAUAUGGGGUCUCAGCAGAUUGACAAAGUCUUUAACAGCCUUGGAGCAGAUUUUCUGACUGGUGGUGAAUCAGAAAGUAAAGAUGAUGGAUCACAUAAACAUAAAAGAGUACCACUGACACUUGAAGAAAAACAGAAAUUAGCAAAAGAACAGGAGCAGGCACAGAAGUUGAAAAGCCAGCAGCCCCUUAAGCCCCAAGUACAUACACCUGUUGCUCCAGUUAAACAGACUAAGGACUUGACAGACACAUUGAUGGAUAAUAACAUGUCAUCUUUGACCAGCCUUUCUGUUUCUACCCCUAAAAUGUCUGCUUCAAGUAACUUCACAUCUGUUCCUUCCAUGGGCCUUGGCAUGAUGUUUUCUACACCAAUUGAUAAUACAAAAAGAAAUUUGACAAAUGGCCUGAAUGCUAACGUGGGCUUUCAGACUUCAGGGUUCAACAUGCCAGUUAAUACAAACCAGAACUUCUUCAGUAGUCCAAGCACAUCAGGAUUGGCCAAGAUGCCCCUGGGAACACCUUCUACUUUGCCAAACUUCAAUGCAAUGAGUGUUCCUGGUUCAAAUGUUGCUGGUGCAAAGCAGGUUCAACAAAGACCUACUGAUAUGUCUGCCCUUAAUGAUCUCUUUGGCCCGCAGAAACCCAAAGUCAGCAUGAAUCAGUUAUCACAACAGAAACCCAAUCAGUGGCUUAAUCAGUUUGUACCUCCUCAAGGGUCUCCAGGCACAGGCAGCACAGUAAUGGGAGCACAGAUGAACAUGCUAGGACAACCGGCCUUUGGUGUGCAGGCCAAUCCAUUCUUUAAUCCGCAGAACUUUGCACAGCCACCAACCACCAUGACCAGUAACAGUGCAGCUAGUAAUGAUUUAAAAGAUCUUUUUGGGUGAGGUGUCUUGCUCCUGUUUUCAAAGGAUUCUCAGUUUUAAUCAUGAGUGAGGUGAUUUACAUGUUUAUCUUGUUGGCUUGAUGGAACUACUACUUGGGAAAGUGAGUGGUUCUUUGACAGAAAACACCUGUUCCCAUGCCAGCACUGUAGUUGUAUGGACUCCUAGCAGUUGAGUUUUUUUUUUUAAAGCAUUGAGGAUUUUUUUCCUCCUGUCAUCUUGUCUUCAGGUUUUUAAAAAAAGACCCAGUCCUUAACAGUCAAAGAGGAAAAAAGGCACCUAGUAUCUUGAAUAGCAGACUUUUUAAAAAUUAGGUGUUUAUUUUGACUUGUACAUCUUGGUGUUAUUUAAAAAAUUGAGUCCAUGAUAAUUGCAAGUUGCAUCUAUCAAAGUCUACAUGGUACAGAGUCUGCCUACGCAAGUCAUCAGUCUUCAUUUUUAAUGUGAAAAAUAUUGAUGCUGUAUUGAUUUGUUUGUAUUUAGUAUGACUGAGGGAGGAAAUGAUAAGCAUAAUGAAAAGGACCAGGUCAUUUGCUUUUUCCAAUCUUAUUUUCUUCUCAGAUGAACUUAUGUUUAGUACAAAGGACAACCAAUACUGCAAAAUUUAACUUAACCUGGAUUUCAUUAGUUCCAGCUAACGGGCGUUAUUAACCAUCUUAAAAUGCAAACUGAUCAUUGUAAAUUAUAUUUUAGCAUGGUCUGCCUCCAAAUAGUAACGUAUUUUUCUGUAUUUACUUGGAUAUAUUCAGAAUCACUUUUUCCUACUGUGUCACAGACAGAAGAGGUGUGUACUGAUUUGUACAGAUAUUUGACAGAGCCCCUGUGUGAUUUCCCUGGCCAAUGCCUUCAUCUUUCAGUUUGACUUUAAUUUCUGAGGUUGCAGCAUACAUGAAUUGCGUUUUCAAAGGGGGAUUUGUAUAAUUACACUAUAUUUAAUGAGUAAACUUUUGAAAUUUCUGCUGUAUUGUUUAAAAUGUAAUAAACUUUACUUCUCUAAAAACGAGCAGUUGUAUCUUCUGGCUACCAACUGAUUAAUUUUCAGCUUGUCAUGACCUCAUCAGUUACCACCACUGAAGCUUAAUUUUUGAAGAAUUCCAGAAACAUUUCCUUCAAAUAUUUUAAUGUCUAUAAUUAGCCAUUUUUAGAAAGGAAUAAUAAAUUCUAAGAUGAAACACUUUACUUUUCAAAGCCCUUCUCUCACAUUUUUUAAUUUGCUGAUUAAUCAACCACAGAGCCUUAUGCUAUAAAUGUCAUUUGUAUUUUGUUAAAUUAUAUGCCAUCAUUUUGUGAUAACUUUAAAACCAUCUUUCAGAGUGUGUAUGUAUUAUCAUUGCUGCCUUAGAUAGCUUGUGGUUUUUAAUUAUCUGAAACCAGCAGUCAUUUAAAAUAAAUCAUAUAAGGUUUAGUGUGCUGGUAUUAAGUUAAUUCAUUGAAAAAUAUAUAUACACACAGUGUAUAUGUUGAGUAUACAGUACUUGAUUAUAAGAUGUAAUUUGGCAAUAUUACUGGUGGUAUUAAGAGGGUAUUUUAAAAAAUAAAAAUUCAGCUUUACCUCUGCUUUCUGUAUGAGCUGUUACUUAUUACAUGGUUUUAGAGAAAGGACUCAGAGAACCUGAAGAAGCUUAUCUAAGGGAUGAAAGCACUAGGAAGAUCAAAAUGUUUUAUCAAAUACAUUCACAUCUUGACCAAAUUAUUUGUCUUGUCUGUAACACAACAUUAAUAUUAUGCUUGAGAAAGUUUACAUAUGUAAUAAAAAUUUUUA